AUGGACUUUAUCGCGGCAUGUCCAAGGAGGAAGUGCUUUUAUUGGAAGGCUUACAUUGCCGUCCCUGCAGCUCUCGGAUCGUACCAUCAACGCCGGCUCCUGGGAUGUAGCAUCCCGAAUCGCCCGGAGAUUCUAGUUGUGGUCUGGUUUUGGAUCAUGUGUAUUAUCCUCAACUUUGGGUUUCAUGACAUCUUCAUUCCGAAUGUCACGAUGCCAACUAUUUCGCGGCAGGCAUGGAAGUACGUUGCUCAACGGACUAGCAUGUUCGCAUAUGCCUGUUUGCCAUGGGUGUGGUUAUUCGCUGGACGGAACAAUAUCUUCAUUUGGGCCACUGGUUGGAGCUUCAGCACUUUCAAUGUCUUCCACCGGCACCUGAGUCGUCUCACAGCCAUAUUUGCCUUUGUACAUGCGAUAUCAUAUACUGUUCUGGAUACGAUCUAUGGACCUUACUACGAAGAAGGAUUGCAUGUUCUCUGGUUCAAGUUUGGUAUUAUUGGUGCCACUAUGAUGGGGCUACUUUGCGGCCUCUCCAUUCCCUACAUUCGUACUAAAUGUUAUGAGUUAUUUUUGGUUGGGCACAUCCUAUUUGCAGUGAUCCUUCUUGUUGCGCUUUUCCAGUGCGUCCUUCUUUGCUCCCUCCCUGUCUAUGACUUUGGCAGAUGCGAGACCGGCUUACAAGAUAAAACAGACAUACUUCCGUUUUCGGAACUAAAUAUAACGCCUACCUCUGGCCAGUGGUUGCCAUAUGGUGCUGUGAUCGGUUCUUGCGCCUCGUACGCCUCUGAAGAGGCUGAUGUCGUCCGACUUGACGUCCAAGCAGAUGGCUCAAUCCGGCCUUUGCCAGGGCAUUACUUCCAUCUAUAUCAAUUAUUCAGUUGGCGUGGCUGGGAAAACCAUCCUUUUACAGUCGGCGCCUACACAGCACCAAACCCAACGUCGCCAUUAACGUCUUCAUCUAAUGCACAACAAGGACCCCACUAUAUGACUGGAGCCCUUAACGAGAAGAACCCAUUCACUUCAACUCCUACAGAGGUAUUUACACAGGGAUCCCAAUCUUCUACCACUGACCCUGCUCUUGGAAACCUUGUUUUCUGGAUUCGUCCUUAUAACGGUUGGACAAAGCGACUGAAAGACCAGUGUUUACGUUCAUCAUCCUCUGAUGAUAGUGCUGUGAACGGAUAUUAUCAAACCUCUAUUCCUAUAUCCUUGGAGGGUCCUUACGGUCAUACACUUCCGUUGCAUCACUACGGCACUGUGGUCAUGAUCGUUGGUGGGACCGGCAUAGCAACAGCAGUACCUUACAUUCAUGAUCACGUUUCCAGAUUGUCGAAGGCAGGCUCUAGGGUAUCUGACGAUACAAAAACCCAGACUUCCAACCUUACUCUGGUCUGGGCAUGCCGCGGCCAUGUAUUCAUGCAGCAGCUUUGUGGUAGGGAACUUGCUGGUGCACUAGAAAUCGAAGGAUUUACUGGGCGCUUCCAUUGUACGAAAGGCUGUAAUAGCCACUGCGCUGCUGAUAACAAGAAUGGGGAAUUGCGUAUUGAGCGUGGACGCCCGAAUAUUGAGAAUAUCAUCCAUGGGGCCGCUACAGAAGCGCAGAUUGCCAGGCACAAAAUGGCGGUACUCACAUGCGGGUCACCCCAUAUGUCAGAUGAGGUUAGACGCAGUGUGCAUCGUAUACUGAAAAAGGGGUACGAAGGGAUUGAGUAUUUUGAGGAAGCAUACUCAUGGCUUUCCUGGCCCUCGCAUUCUUUCGUUGCCAAGUUGCACCUGUGCUAUGGUCUCAAGAUCACAAUACCGAAGUUGACGCUGUCAUUUGGUUGGUAUGCGCCCUUGUUUCGAGGGAUCGAUGUCACUGCCUUCCGUGACCCUUACGUUUUCCAGAAUAAGGACCUAGAUGACACUGUUGGCAGUAGCUCGGGCACUUGGUAUGCUGCUAUCUCGGGCGGUGUCCACGAUGUCGGGCCCGGGGUGUUCCUCUAUCGCAACCAGGGAUCGGGUUAUGAGGACUGGGAGUACCUUGGAAAAUGGUGGAGUGAGCCUGUUAACUCGACCUGUGGCAACGGUGACUGGGCUAAGGCAUGGGGCUACAAUUUCGAAGUUGGGAAUGUGUUCAGUCUCGACAAAGAAGGCUAUAAUGUCAACGGCGAGACUUUUAUCACUCUCGGCGUGGAGGGUUCGUAUGGCCCAAUCACCGAAUCUGUUACCUCGAUGCAUGGCAUGCUGUGGGCGUCCGGUAAUAUCUUGAAACCGGACGGCGGAAAUGUGACUUUUGAGCCUACCAUGGCGGGUGUUCUUGACUGGGGAAUAUCCUCAUAUGCCGCGGCAGGAAAGGUCCUACCAGCGACGUCUCAGGCCUCCGAGAAGAGCGGUGCGCCUGAUCGCUUUAUCUCGUACGUGUGGCUGACUGGAGACGUCUUCGGAGGCGUGGCCGGAUACCCAAGUGAGCAGCAGGGAUGGCAAAAUACGCUACUACUCCCCCGUAAAUUACAUAAACAGACUAUUUCCAACGUGGUCGAUAAUGACCUUGCCUCGGAGACUGGCUCGUGGUGCGUAAAAGAUAGCGAGAAUAGCUGUCUCAAGCUUGAAACAAUGGGAAUCAAGAUUGCGAGAGAGACAUAUAAGGCAAUGACAAAUAAAACGUCCUUCACCGAGCCGAAGCGCACGUUUUGCGAAGACGGUGCUGUUCCCUUCAAGCAGUCGCCCACCACCAAGUUCUUCGUUCUUAAUGCCCAGCUCUCAUUCCCCAAGUCCGCUCGUGACCCUGGAGUUCAAGCUGGUUUCAAGAUUCUCUCUUCGGAGCUUGAGUCGACAACUAUCUACUACCAAUUCUCGAAUGAAUCUAUCGUCAUUGGCCGCACGCAGCCGUCCAGACCACCACUGAAAUUGAACACUACUACCGAGUCAGGGCGUCUGCGGUUGUUUGACAUCAAUAAGAAUUGCAACAAGAGCGACGAUGAUGAUAAACAAGAAGAGAGGAAGAAAAAGGAUGCCUAUAGAGAACAUGGCAGAAACCGCCACAAUGUCAAGCUUGCUGCAGAGGAUGAGUCGCACAUUGAGACUUUGGAUCUCACUAUUGUGGUUGACAACGCUGUUCUUGAAGUUUAUGCUAACUCACGAUUUGCCCUUUCUACCUGGGCUCGUACCUGGUAUGCCAACUCAACCGAGAUUAGCUUCUUCCAUAAUGGCGAGGGAGAAGUCACUUUCAGCGAUAUCAGUGUGUCCGAUGGCUUGUACGAUGCCUACCCUGAUAGGGCCCGGUAA
Molecule: messenger RNA, 3264 nt
Organism: Aspergillus oryzae RIB40
Lineage: Eukaryota; Fungi; Ascomycota; Eurotiomycetes; Eurotiales; Aspergillaceae
Exons: 12
Coding region: 1-3264 (1087 amino acids)
Biological process (GO): iron ion transport; intracellular iron ion homeostasis; carbohydrate metabolic process
Cellular component (GO): plasma membrane
Molecular function (GO): ferric-chelate reductase activity; hydrolase activity, hydrolyzing O-glycosyl compounds
Source: RefSeq, a predicted model, not a curated record